GAUCGAACACCGUCUCCAGAAGUCCCCACAAAAACCUCUCGCUCGCGCUCCACUCCUAAACCGGCGGAAGCUAGGGUUUCGGUGAUCGCCGGCGGCGAUGGGCGCGGACGAGCAGCCAUCCCCGACGCGGAAGCGCGAGCGCGAGGAGGAGGAGGGGGAUGCGGCCGACGUGGACGGUGCCGCGGCCGAGAAGCGCCCGCGUGCCGAGGAGUCGCUGCUGGGGCUCGCCAGCUACGAGGAGGAGGAGGAGGAAGAGGGGGGCCACGCGAAUGGGCGGCCCCGUGAGAAGGAGGCGGAGGAUGACGACGACGAGGAGGAGGAGGAAGAGGACGAGAGGAGGGCUCCCGAGAGAAGGCCGAGGCAGGUCGAGCUGCGCCGGGACUGCCCUUACCUGGACACCGUGAAUCGACAGGUCCUUGAUUUUGACUUUGAGAAGUUCUGCUCAAUCUCCUUAUCAAAUUUGAAUGUGUAUGCAUGCCUAGUCUGUGGAAAGUAUUACCAAGGAAGAGGCUUGAAAUCACAUGCGUAUACCCACAGCCUUGAGGCAGGUCACCAUGUGUUCAUUAACCUUCAAACUGAGAGAGUUUACUGUCUUCCUGAUGGAUAUGAGAUAAAUGAUCCAUCGCUUGAAGAUAUUCGACAUGUUCUUAAUCCAAGGUUCGCGAGAGAGCAGGUUCUAAAUCUUGACAAGAACAAGCAGUGGUCAAGAGCUCUGGAUGGCUCCAAUUAUCUACCUGGAAUGGUUGGUCUGAACAACAUUAAGGAGACUGACUUUGUGAAUGUCACAAUACAGUCAUUAAUGAGAAUUACUCCUUUGAGAAAUUUCUUUCUCAUACCAGAAAAUUACCAGCACAGCAAAUCCCCACUGGUUCAUCGAUUUGGAGAACUAACUCGCAAGAUUUGGCAUGCUAGGAACUUCAAGGGCCAAGUUAGUCCACAUGAGUUCCUUCAAGCAGUUAUGAAGGCCAGUGAGAAGAAGUUUCAGAUUGGUGUACAAUCUGAUCCAGUGGAAUUUAUGUCAUGGCUCUUAAACACACUGCAUGCAAAACUAAGAAGUUCAAAGAGGAAAAACAGAAGCAUCAUAUAUGAUUGCUUUCAGGGUGAACUUGAAGUUGUUAAAGAAAUUCACAGGAAGCAUAUAGUGGGUGAUGAGCAGAAUGGCGAGUCAAGUUCACAGGUUGAAACAACAAGUGACGGUAUGGUCACUGAAACGUCCAGGGUUCCAUUCUUGAUGCUCGGUCUUGACCUACCACCGCCACCUCUUUUCAAAGAUGCCAUGGAGAAAAAUAUUAUUCCACAGGUGCCACUGUUUAAUAUACUGAAGAAGUUCGAUGGUGAGGCAGUUACAGAGGUUGUGCGACCAUCCAUUGCUCGGAUGAGGUAUCGAGUCAUUCGACUUCCAAAGUAUAUGAUCCUUCACAUGCGGCGGUUUACCAAAAACAACUUCUUUGUAGAGAAAAACCCUACUCUAGUAAAUUUUCCUGUGAAGAACUUGGAAUUGAAGGAUUACAUUCCAUUACCUAAGCCAAAGGAAAAGGAGAAGCUACGUUCAAAGUAUGAUCUCAUAGCCAACAUUGUACACGAUGGCAAACCGGGUGAAGGAUGUUACAGAGUAUUUGUGCAGCGGAAAUCAGAAGAGGCGUGGUACGAGAUGCAGGAUCUCCAUGUCACCGAGACCCUUCCGCAGAUGGUAGCUCUCUCAGAAGCCUACAUGCAAAUAUAUGAGCAGCACGAAUGAUGAGCUCUAGGGAUGGUGAACCGCGACCAUGUAGCCUUCCACAGCCACCUUUUUGCUUACCACAGUUUCUAGCUAAUUUAUAUGUACGGAGCAAUUUUGGGUGCAGAAUUGUUGUCAACUCCGAACUUAAGUCCUUGAGAAAGUAGAAUCUGAGGAACUGGGACUGUUAGCUGAGGUCGACGCCAUGGAGAGACCGGGGAGCUAGCAGUUGUAAAAUGUAAUAACUCAACGGCACCAUAAUUUUCAGGAUUCAUUUAAAAUUUUCCUGCUUUUCGAAGCAUAGGCCUGAGGCCAUUUGGUGCCUGUAGUUGUACCAGGAAAGCUCUUUUCCUCUAGUAUACUGUAGCAUGCACCUGUUAUUCAUCAGCACAUGUUGCUACUAACCAGAUCAAUGCCAGUGUUUCCAGUUCAAAAAAAAAAUCAUUACUAGUGCAGUGGCCAGGAUGGGUUUCAGCUAAA
Molecule: messenger RNA, 2197 nt
Organism: Brachypodium distachyon (stiff brome)
Lineage: Eukaryota; Viridiplantae; Streptophyta; Magnoliopsida; Poales; Poaceae
Product: U4/U6.U5 tri-snRNP-associated protein 2
Exons: 8
Coding region: 98-1738 (546 amino acids)
Biological process (GO): protein deubiquitination; spliceosomal complex assembly; mRNA processing
Molecular function (GO): cysteine-type deubiquitinase activity; zinc ion binding
Source: RefSeq, a predicted model, not a curated record